Molecule: messenger RNA, 2249 nt
Organism: Ricinus communis (castor bean)
Lineage: Eukaryota; Viridiplantae; Streptophyta; Magnoliopsida; Malpighiales; Euphorbiaceae
Product: cytochrome P450 97B2, chloroplastic
Exons: 14
Coding region: 147-1901 (584 amino acids)
Cellular component (GO): chloroplast
Molecular function (GO): monooxygenase activity; iron ion binding; heme binding
Source: RefSeq, a predicted model, not a curated record
GCACAAAAAAUAGAAAAAGAAUAUGAUGCAAAUGAUGAAGUGGCAUCCAAAAAAGAAAAGUAAAAAGCAGAAACAAGUGUGUAUAAAUUUGGUUAUCCUUAGUCAGGUGGUGUCGCCGUUCAGUGUGUAAAGCAAAACAAGUGCAGAUGUCCUUGGCAUAUUCAUCUACCAGUACUUCUUCUCUCUUGGUACCCGGUAACGGCAGUUCUUUUACUAGAAAUGAUUUUAGAUUCAUGGGUAUCUCAAAAUUCCCAUCUCAUUAUCCUCUUCUCAAUUCGAAAGCCAAAGGGUCUCCCGUUAUAAGAUGCCAACCGAAAAUUACUGAUGAGCCAAAAACAAGGACCCUUCUAGACAAUGCAAGCAACCUGCUUACCAGUUUCUUAAGUGGGGGAAGUUUGGGCUCUAUGCCUAUAGCAGAAGGUGCUGUAUCUGAUCUGUUUAAUCGUCCACUCUUCUUCUCACUCUACGAUUGGUUCUUAGAGCAUGGAUCAGUGUAUAAACUUGCUUUUGGACCAAAAGCAUUUGUUGUUGUAUCAGACCCUAUUGUUGCAAGACAUAUACUUCGAGAAAAUGCAUUUUCUUAUGACAAGGGAGUCCUUGCUGAUAUCCUAGAACCAAUAAUGGGAAAAGGACUUAUACCUGCUGAUCUAGACACAUGGAGGCAAAGGAGAAGAGUAAUUGCUCCUGCGUUUCAUGCCUCAUAUUUGGAAGCUAUGGUCAAGUUAUUUAGUGAUUGUUCAGAAAGAUCAAUAUUGAAAUUUGAAGAACUUCUAGAAGGGGAAGAUUCUCAUGGCAGGGACACGAUUGAGUUAGAUCUCGAAGCAGAAUUUUCAAGUUUGGCACUGGAUAUUAUUGGCCUAGGGGUGUUCAACUAUGACUUUGGUUCUGUUAGAAAAGAAUCCCCUGUGAUUAAGGCAGUAUACGGUACACUUUUUGAAGCUGAGCACAGAUCUACUUUCUAUGUCCCAUAUUGGAAAAUUCCUUUGGCAAGGUGGAUAGUCCCCAGACAGCGGAAGUUCCAAAAUGACCUAAAAAUUAUCAAUGAUUGUCUGGAUGGGCUAAUCAGAAAUGCAAAGGAGACUAGACAGGAAACAGAUGUUGAGAAGCUGCAGCAGAGAGACUAUUCAAAUCUCAGGGACGCAAGUCUUUUGCGGUUUCUUGUUGAUAUGCGAGGAGCUGAUGUUGAUGACCGUCAGCUAAGAGAUGACCUGAUGACAAUGCUUAUUGCUGGCCAUGAAACAACAGCUGCUGUUCUUACUUGGGCUGUUUUCCUUCUUGCACAGAAUCCCCCAAAAUUGAGAAAAGCUCAAGCAGAGAUUGAUGUAGUGCUGGGUCGAGGGAGGCCAACUUUUGAAUUGAUUAAGAAAUUAGAGUACAUAAGACUUGUUGUCGUAGAGGCUCUUCGUUUGUAUCCUCAGCCUCCAUUGCUAAUUAGGCGUGCCCUCAAGACAGAUGUAUUACCAGGAGGAUAUAAGGGGGACAACAAUGGUUAUGCAAUUCCUGAAGGAACUGAUAUCUUUAUUUCUGUAUAUAAUCUACAUAGAUCCCCAUAUUUUUGGAAUUCCCCGAAUGAGUUUGAACCAGAAAGAUUUUUAGUGCAAAGAAAGAGUGAUGAAAUUGAAGGAUGGGCUGGUUUUGACCCAUCUCGGAGUCCAGGAGCAUUAUAUCCAAAUGAGAUUAUAUCAGAUUUUGCAUUCUUACCCUUUGGUGGUGGACCAAGAAAAUGUGUUGGAGACCAAUUUGCCCUUAUGGAAUCAACAGUAGCCUUGGCUAUGUUGUUACAGAAGUUCGAUGUGGAGCUGAAAGGCUCACCAGAAUCUGUGGAACUGGUCACAGGGGCAACCAUCCAUACCAAGAACGGACUCUGGUGUAAAUUGAAGAAGAGAUCUAAUGUCCAUUGACAUCUCUGUAGACAUCAAUAUGGCCUCUUCUUCUGCUAAGGGGUGAAGCUAUCAUCUCGGAGGCUCUAAGAUUAACCUGAUAAAUCAGUAUAGGUUGGGAAACCAGACAUUGGGGUACAAUUUUAUGUGAUAACCCUGCACGGUAAACAAGCAGUUCUAUGGGUCAAUUUGGCACACCUUAUGAAAAUAGGUUUCGCAUUAAAAGUUUGGAGUAAUCUAAUAUAUCUAUAUUAAAACUCAAACAACGAGAAUGAUUGAACCAAGCUUGCCAGAUAGAAGAAUGACAACAUAAUAUUUGACACUUUUUUAUAAAUAUUAAUUUACAAAAAAGAAUUCUUUUUCUUUUAA